Molecule: messenger RNA, 994 nt
Organism: Acaromyces ingoldii
Lineage: Eukaryota; Fungi; Basidiomycota; Exobasidiomycetes; Exobasidiales; Cryptobasidiaceae
Product: N-terminal nucleophile aminohydrolase
Exons: 3
Coding region: 17-913 (298 amino acids)
Biological process (GO): ubiquitin-dependent protein catabolic process
Cellular component (GO): proteasome core complex; cytosol; nucleus
Source: RefSeq, a predicted model, not a curated record
GAGCGCACCCACGACGAUGUCUCGCAGCAGCUACGACCGCUACCUCACCGUCUUCUCGCCCGACGGCAGGCUGUACCAGGUCGAGUAUGCCUUCAAGGCCAUCUCGGCCUCGGGCCUCACCUCGAUUGCCAUCAAGGGCAAAGACUGCGCGGUGGUGUGCACCCAACGAAAGAUUCCCGACAAGCUGCUGGAUCCGAGCACCGUCACGCAUAUUUUCCAGCUCACGCCCGAGAUCGGCUGCAUCAUGACCGGCCGCGUCGCCGAUGCACGCGCACAGGUCCAGCGCGCCCGCUCCGAGGCCGCAGAGUUCCAGUACAAAUACGGCUACGCCAUCUCGCCGGAUCUUCUCGCGAAGCGCAUGGCCAACAUCAACCAGGUCUACACGCAGCGCGCCGCGAUGCGGCCCCUGGGCAUCAGCAUGAUCAUCGUCGGCCUCGAUGGCGAGGCCGACAGCGCCGGCUACGGGCCGCAGAUCUUCAAGGUCGACCCCGCAGGCUACUACGUUGGGUUCCGCGCGACGGCUGCGGGGGCCAAGCAGACGGAAGCGAUCAACUACCUCGAGAAGCAAUUCAAGAAGGGCAGCUCAGCCCUGGCGGGCGCAGGAAGCGCAGGCUCAGCGGGGCAGCAGGAGGAGCCCUCGUACAGCUUGCCAGACCAGGCCGCGAGCGAGGCAGAGGCCAUCUCGCGCAGCCUCUCGACAAACGACACGCUGGAUCUGGCCGUCACGACGCUCGCCACCGUCCUGGCCCAGGACCUCAAGGCAAACGAAAUCGAGAUUGGCAUCGUCGGCGGAGAGGAGGCAUUCAAGGGGGAGGACGCAGACGCAAAACAGGCCCAGAAGCAAAAGCGGUUCAGGACACUGACGGAAGAAGAAGUCGGCGCCGUCCUCGACAGGUUGGCUGAAAAGGACUAAUGAUUUCCUUGAAGCUGUCUUUUUAUGUGUAAUGGGGUGGAUGCGCAAUGAGAGACAAACCGCUGGAGACUGAAAGAAACG